CUGGAAAAACAAUAUGACGCUGCUGAUUUUAGAAUCCUGACGCUCUUAGGAAAAAAAACAAAACAAACAAACAAACAAAAAAAAAAUCGCACAAUUUUUGACGCUGUGACGUCAAGACGCUGGACGCCAAGGGACGAAGUGGAUUUACACCAUGAAUCUGCGGACACCCGCUUCGGCUCUGGAUAGAUCAGCCAGUAAGAGACAGCCUCACCUGCCCAGUCCUCUCGCUGCCUGGUUGAGCAGCUUGUCAAUGGGGGAUUCGAUUCCCGACCGCAGGAAUUCAGCCAACCACCAGAAGGAGUCCUGGCUAGACUGCUCGACUGAGAACACAGGCCUGGUUCACAGGUGUGUGAUCGUUCAGAAGGACCAGCAAGGCUUCGGCUUCACCGUGUGCGGAGAUCGGAUCGUACUAGUGCAGCAUGUCCGGCCUGGGGGCGCUGCGAUGAAAGCAGGCUUGCACGAGGGGGACAGAAUCAUCAAGGUCAAUGGCUCCCUGGUGUCUUCGCUGACUCAUCAGGAAGUGGUUCGUCUCAUUAAAUCUGGUCAUUACGUGGCCCUGACCCUGCAAGGCCCGCCCCACUCCACUGCUUCCCUGCCUCUACUGACAGACGCCUCGUCCAAUCUGAGGUCAGGACCGGGGGGUCUGGCCCCGCCCCCUCCUCCGCCCCCGCUCCCCCCGAAUUCCGCUGGCCUUUCUGCCUCAGACCGGAUCACCGGCCCCAGACCACUACAGGACUCUGAAGUUCAGAAGCACGGCAGUCAGAUUCUCAGGAAGAUGCUGAAGCAGGAAGAGGCGGAGUUACAGGAGCUGUUGGAGGAGCGCUCUCGGAACCCCUCCCCCUCUCUCGAGGAGCGAAUCGAAAGUGCUCGGAGGCGGGCCAAGCAAGUCCGUGUCAAGAUACAGCAGGAUGUGGAGAACAGCAGGUCCAGAUCUGAGUCAAGUGCUGGGUAUCUAAGAGCCGGGGAAGCUCGAUUGUCUAUGGACUCUCAAGAUGCCGAUUCAGAGCUCUUCCUUAGCGAAAGCCCCCGGUCCUCCCCGCUGCUCCCAGUCCGGACGUCCCAUCACAGAAGACACGGAUCAGAUGCCGCCUUCACCUCAGAACAGGUUUCCAGACCUCAGAUCAUCGGACCAGAGGAGGAGGAGGACGAUGAAGAGUCCUACCUCCAGAACGAGAUGGACGGCCCGUUCCAAGACAUCGACAGGUUGAAAUCUCGCCCAGCUCACAUGGCGGUCUUCAUGAGAUACAUCUUCGGCCAGCUGCUGGAUCCAAACCCUCUGUUGUUCUAUCUGUCAGUGGAAGCCUAUCUCUGCUCCAGUCAGAAGGACGCUCGCUCACUGGCAUUGCAGAUCUCUGCUCAUUUUCUAGAGAAGGACGCGCCACUAAAAAUCCGGGUUCCAGAAGACAUUAACACUGAAAUAGAGAGCAGAAUUCAGAGCCAGGAAGAUAUUCGCGGUCCACUGUCGGACCUUCAGCACUUAGUUCUGCCGGAAAUCCAGGAUCAGAUUCAGGACUACAGGAGCAAACAGAUGAUGGGUUUGGGCAGCCUGUUUGGAGAAGGGGAUCUUCAGCAGCUUGAUGGAGACCCAAGCAGAGAGAAACAGAUUGUGGAUAAGCAGGCCACUGCACUGUGGGAGAUCCUGUCGAAACACGAGGAGGAUAGAAGCUCUCCCAUGGCAGCGGCUGUGCUGCUGUAUUUGAGGCACGCAGGGAUCAAGCUGCGAGACUCCAGGGUCUUCAACCUGCUGGAGAAGCCGCAGGAGAGAGAGAAGUGGCUGCCGUUCUUCCCAAAAACCAAGAAGCCCAGCUCUGCAAAGAAGGACAAGGAGAAAGAGAGGGACAGCGGGGAAGACAAGAAACGUAACCCCAUCCUGAAAUACAUCGCCAAGCCUAAGGGAGGCUCCUCGCAGUCCACAUUUCAUGUUCCUUUGUCGCUGGUGGAAGAAGUUCAUGCUUCUUCAUCCUCCACAGAAGUUCUUCCUGGGAGUGUCCGAAAUAUGAUUCUGCAAUUUGAGAACAACCACGAGUAUGACUCGCCCGACCCGAACACCCAGCGCCUGUCCACUGGGAGCCUGACUGAACCCUUACUGGACAGUGACAGGGCUGCUGGCUCUGUGAAGCUGGCGCGCUCUGAGUCGUUGAAGACCCAGGGGGAGCUCAGGAAGCCCCGCGUGGAGGCGGUGCCUCGGUCCCGCAGCGACGUCGACAUGGAGGGCGCCGCAGAGGAGAGGGAGCGGGAGGGGGAGGGGCCCCGGCUGCACCAAUCAGCUUCCUCCUCUGCCUCCAGCCUCUCGGCCAGGUCUGUGGAAAACCAGACCCCACCUUACACCCCGAAAUUGAGACGCAGAAGUAUGGACUCCCCGAAUUCAAUGUACCCCGAAAAUCUGCUCCCCAAUCAGUCGGAGGACGACCCCGAGUCUCAGAACUGGCAAGAGACGGUGGGGCGGGACGUCCUGUCAACGCUCGAGCCCAGAGAGAUUGACAGGCAGGCCGUCAUAUAUGAACUGUUCACGACCGAGUUGUCACACCUUCGGACGCUGCGGGUUUUAGACCAAGUCUUUUAUCAGAAGAUGAAAACAGUUUUAAACUCGGAGGAGCUGAAUUGCAUAUUCCCCAAUUUGCCUGCAGUCAUUGAUCUUCACGCUUCGCUUUGUGAUUCCAUGAAGAGACUCCGGGAUUCGUCGUUUGUAAACGCCAUUGGUGACAUCAUGCUUGCACGGUUUGAAGGCUUGGCCGGGGAGGGUUUCCAGGAGGUCGUGUCUCAGUUCUGCAGCCACCAAGCCCAGGCCCUGGAGCUGAUCAAGAACAAGCAGAGGAAAGAACCGCGAUUCCAGCAACUAAUACAGGAGUGUGAAGCUAACCCCCAGUGCAGGAGGUUGCAGUUAAAGGAUCUGCUGGUCUCUGAAAUGCAGAGGCUGACGAAGUACCCAUUGCUGCUGGGCAAUAUCAUCAAGUACACUGACAGUUUGAACCCAGACCUGCCUCUGCUGAAGUGUGCCCAGCAUUGCUGCCGCGGGAUCCUGAAGCUGGUCAACCAGGCCGUCAAAGAGACGGAGAACAGGCACCGGCUGGACCAAUACCAGCGCAAGCUGGACCUCACCCCUCUGGAGAGGACAACCAAUCCCGUCGCAGCACAGUUCAAGAACCUCGACCUGACCACAAAACGAAUGAUCCACGAAGGACCCUUGACGUGGAGGGUGAGCAAGGACAAAACCAUCGAGCUGCAAGCGCUCCUGUUGGAAGAUCUGCUGGUCCUGCUGCAGCGAGUCGAUGACAGGCUGGUCCUGCGAUGCCCCACCAAGACACUGGGAGGAGGAUCGGACCUCAAAAUGUUCUUCAGUCCCAUCGUCCGACUGGAUUCGGUGCUCGUCCGAUGGUGGACGGACAAGAAGGCUUUGUUUAUAAUCAGCACGUCAGAAAGGCAGAUCUAUGAACUGGUGGCUGGAACUUCAUCAGAGAAAAACACUUGGAAGGACUUGUUGGAAGAAGCCGUCUCAUUGGCCACACAGUCACAAGCUCCAGCCAAUCACAGGCCAGCUGCUGUAAGCUCGUCCAGUUUGGAUCUGGAACCCGAGUCUUCGGGGACAGCUGGAAGCGCGGACUAUAACUCGGAACCCCUGGUCGAGCCUUCUGUUUCCAUGGAAACCGAGACCCUGGAGGACACCGAUGUGGUGACCACGCCCACACCUCCAGUUGAUCAAUCGGAGGGCAGUAUCGAUGACGUCACGGAGCACGGUUCCGAAUCUGCGGCUCCCAGCUUCGCAGGAGGGAUUGCAGACGCUGCAUUGCAAGAUGUCGAGAAUCUUCGCAAGUUGAUUUUCAAGAACGUUCGCUGCGGACGGUGCGAUGGCUCUCUGGACACGGCCACGGAGAUUCCAGGAGAGACUCGCUCCUCCCCUCCAAUCCCGACCCGGGGGCGUGAUCAAGAAGCCAGAAACCACGCCCCCAAUCCCAGAGGGAAACAAUCAGCACCUCGGGGAACAGAAGCCCCUCCCCUGAAGGACCCGAGCUUCAGGGUGGUACGGAAAGCUGAGGGGGCGGGCACUUCUACUUUCACUGAUGAUGUCACCCUAGACUCCAGCCAAUCUGGUGGCUGUUCACAGACAGACGAGCUGAAGGGGGGAGGAGUCGGUCGAGACGGAAACACGUUUUAUCUGGCGGUGACGACAGGACCUGUGGAGUCCAGCACAGAUGAGCCCUCUGCAUGCAACGUGCCCGCAGGGAGGGACGACGCCCAGGUGGGACGGGGGGGAGGCGAGGACGCCCGGGAAGCAAGGCCGAGCCAAUGGGAGCACGGGACUGAGAGCCACGUGGUCCGAAACGUGGACGCCAUCUUUGUAACCAUUGAGAAUUUGACCGUCAAACUGCACAAGCUGCGGGAGAUCGAAGCCGCCCAUUACCAUCUGUUGAAGACGCUGGCCCGCGGUCCGGUCAGUCAGGGGGGCGCGAGUCCAGAUCAGACCUCUGCACAGCAUCCCACAGCAGCCGUCCGGACAAGAGCCUUUGAUCGGGGAGCAGGGGAUGGUAAAGAGGGCAACCCGACAGAUCUCGUUCAACCAGAAACUCGAUCGACAGGCUUUUGAAUCUGAUCUGCGCGAUUUUUCGGGAGCAGAUAGCGAAGGAAAAAAAAACAAACAACUUCUCGAAAGACAAAACUGUCUUUCUCUCUUUUUGGAAGUCCCCCCCCCCCCCCCCCCCCCCUUUCCCUCCUGCAUGGGCUGCCUUCGAGCAAACGCUGUUAAAACAAGCAAAUAAACAUUCUGGCUUUCGAGUGGUGGAACUGGAACGCCGUGGUGGGGAGCCAACGAGAGACACCCGGGCUCAGCCUCGUACCCUCAGCGCUGGAUCCAGGACGGUGUUGGUUUCAGCCUGGGG
Molecule: messenger RNA, 4874 nt
Organism: Polyodon spathula (Mississippi paddlefish)
Lineage: Eukaryota; Metazoa; Chordata; Actinopteri; Acipenseriformes; Polyodontidae
Gene: arhgef11
Product: Rho guanine nucleotide exchange factor (GEF) 11
Biological process (GO): intracellular signal transduction; G protein-coupled receptor signaling pathway
Cellular component (GO): cytoplasm
Molecular function (GO): G protein-coupled receptor binding; guanyl-nucleotide exchange factor activity
Source: RefSeq, a predicted model, not a curated record